Messenger RNA from Protopolystoma xenopodis, 417 nucleotides. The record is from the annotation of a GenBank genome assembly. Lineage: Eukaryota; Metazoa; Platyhelminthes; Monogenea; Polystomatidea; Polystomatidae.
AUGUAUUCAGAAACAUCAGAAACAGUAAAAAAUUCUGUAUCCGCUAAGAAUUCCACGCGGGCCAGGUCUCGUGAAGAGGAUUCGGAUUCGGAUUACAUUCCUCAUGAUGGCUCGUUUACUAAUUUGGAUUCGAGUAGUUGCAAGAGACGAAGGCCACCUACAUGGCUUACCACUCCAUUUUUGGUUGUUGGUCCACAUGGAAUAGGAAAAACGACACUUGUUUACACUUUAGCGAACGAGCUUGGCUUUAAGGUUUUUGAGAUUAACUCUUCUUCUCGGAGAUCCGGCAAAGAUAUUGCCAAUCAAUUUUUUUCUGCUAUGGAUUCGCAACAUGUUGCCAAGGAUCAUCUUACUUCUGCAUAUAGCACCUUCCAUAUGACUGAUGGUACGUUUCGAUCGGGCCAUGAAAACCACUAA